CCUUGAGGGCUCGGAUCAGGCUGUGUAGCGGGCACUCCCAGAGAAGGCCGGAAAGAUGGCGGCCUCCUGGAGGCUGGGCUAUGAUCCCCUGCUGUUUCGUUACCUCCUGGGUCUCGGCUGCCGGCGAAGCUUUGGGCCGGCUCAGGGCUCUGGUCGGCGGCCUGUCGGCCGUGGAGCGAGCUGGAAAUGGUUUCACGGCGCUCAGUGGCUGCGGGCUGAUCCUAUUAAGGUCCUAAUGCCAUCGCUGUCUCCUACUAUGGAGCAAGGGAACAUUGUGAAAUGGCUGAAAAAGGAAGGUGAGGCUGUGAGUGCUGGAGAUGCGUUAUGUGAGAUUGAGACAGACAAGGCCGUGGUGACUUUAGAUGCAAGUGACGACGGCGUCUUGGCCAAAAUAUUGGCUGGAGAAGGAGCUAAAAAUAUACGAUUAGGUUCUCUAAUUGGUUUGAUGGUUGAAGAAGGUGAAGAUUGGAAAAAUGUUCAAAUUCCCAAAGAUGUUAGUGCUCCACCUCCAGUUUCAAAACCAGCAGUGCCUCAGCCCCCUCCACCACCACAGAUUUCUAUCCCUGUCAGGAAAGAGCAUGCAAUGGGGACUCCACAGUUCCGUUUAAGUCCAGCUGCCCGCAAUAUUCUGGAAAAGCAUUCAUUGGACGCUAGCCAGGGCACAGCCACUGGCCCUCGGGGGAUCUUCACUAAAGAAGAUGCUCUAAAGCUAGUCAAGCUGAAACAGAUGGGCAAGAUCACCGAAUCCAGAACAUCCCCAGCUCCUCCGUCCACUCUCACAGCACCUGUGCCACCUCAGGCCACAGCUGGGCCAUCUUACCCUCGGCCAAUGAUCCCGCCAGUUUCCAUCCCUGGGCAACCUAAUGCAGCGGGCACAUUCACUGAAAUCCCUGCCAGCAAUAUUCGAAAAGUUAUUGCCAAGAGGUUAACUGAAUCUAAAAGCACUGUACCUCAUGCAUAUGCUACUGCUGACUGUGACCUUGGAGCAGUUUUAAAAGUUAGACAAGAUCUGGUCAAAGAUGACAUUAAAGUCUCGGUAAAUGAUUUUAUUAUCAGGGCAGCAGCGGUUACUCUUAAACAAAUGCCGGGUGUCAAUGCCAGCUGGGAUGGAGAAGGCCCAAAGCAGCUGCCCUCUGUUGACAUUUCAGUGGCUGUGGCAACAGAUAAAGGCUUAAUUACACCAAUCAUAAAGGAUGCAGCUGCCAAGGGCAUCCAGGAAAUCGCUGAGUCUGUAAAGGUUUUAUCAAAGAAAGCAAGAGAUGGAAAAUUGUUACCUGAAGAGUACCAAGGAGGAUCUUUUAGUAUUUCCAACUUGGGGAUGUUUGGCAUUGAUGAGUUUACUGCAGUCAUCAACCCUCCUCAGGCCUGCAUUUUGGCUGUUGGAAGAUUCCGGCCAGUAUUGAAGCUCACUGAGGAUGAAGAGGGGAAUGCCCAACUGCAGCAGCACCAGCUCAUAAGGGUCACCAUGUCAAGUGACAGCCGAGUGGUUGAUGAUGAACUGGCAACAAGAUUUCUUGAAAGUUUCAAAGCAAACCUAGAGAAUCCUAUGCUACUUGCUUAGCCCUCAAAGACUAAAAGUUCACAUAUAAUUAGGUGUUUAAGUAUGAAGUCAAUGAAAUGCUUAUUUAUUGAAGGGAAAAACCCUUGGCCUAAGCUGUCUUGAUUUUCAGUGUGUGUUUAUUUUAGAAAUAUGUGAUAAACUGUGACUAAUAAAAAACGUUUGGUCGGUCAGAUACAUUUUUUAAUGUCUGGUGCUGUACAAAAGGGUGUUAAACUAAUGUAAAUACAUCCUAUAUUUGGCCCAUUUGAGAUUUUAGAAUAUUUGAGAAUGUAUGAUAUACUGUAAAAUAAAAAAAAAAAUCAAUAGAGCUCUAAUUGUGUUGAAGUUAAAAGUGGGCUUCAAAGAAAUGCCUUUUUAAGCAUCAGGAUCUCUUUUUUAUAAACAUUGCUCUAGAUAUACUUGAACAAUUUAAUAUAUAUAGAAAUUUAUUCUGGAUAAUAGUAAAUGAAUAAGGAUUACAUUUUAUUAGGGGUUAUGGCAACAUUAUUAAAUUCUUAUGUAUAUAAAGCCAGAUAUGUCUUAGCCAUG
This is a messenger RNA of Nannospalax galili (Upper Galilee mountains blind mole rat), 2089 nucleotides long. It is a transcript of the gene Pdhx, whose product is annotated as pyruvate dehydrogenase complex component X. The transcript is spliced from 11 exons. Gene Ontology annotation, cellular component: mitochondrion; pyruvate dehydrogenase complex. Gene Ontology annotation, biological process: pyruvate decarboxylation to acetyl-CoA. NCBI's taxonomy places the organism in Eukaryota, Metazoa, Chordata, Mammalia, Rodentia, Spalacidae. The record is from RefSeq and is a predicted model, not a curated record. Gene Ontology annotation, molecular function: acyltransferase activity. The coding region runs from base 56 to 1561 and encodes 501 amino acids.